This is a messenger RNA of Paralichthys olivaceus (Japanese flounder), 3213 nucleotides long. It is a transcript of the gene foxred1, whose product is annotated as FAD-dependent oxidoreductase domain containing 1. Gene Ontology annotation, cellular component: cytoplasm. The record is from RefSeq and is a predicted model, not a curated record. Gene Ontology annotation, biological process: mitochondrial respiratory chain complex I assembly. Gene Ontology annotation, molecular function: oxidoreductase activity. NCBI's taxonomy places the organism in Eukaryota, Metazoa, Chordata, Actinopteri, Pleuronectiformes, Paralichthyidae.
UUGUUGACGAGGUUCGACCUCAGAGUCAGAUUUCACGUGUGACAGUUCCACGCAGGAGAAAUGCGGCUUCGUGUUGUGAGUUCGAUCCCGUGUCUGUGGUUUGCACCGUUUCCCGCUGCCGUCCUGUCCGCGCCUAGCUCUUAGCUUGUUAGCCGGGGCAAGCUAGUCAGCCCGCAGCAGCGAUGCUAACGUGGCGGAGGCUACACGCUGGCGUGCGGACCGCCCGCGGACUCCUCUCCUCCGGCCUGGUGACGGAUCAACACCCGGGGCCGAGUGGAAGUCUGACGCCGCGUCAACGCCUGAACACCGGAGCAUCUCUGCGGAAUGACUUCUACAAAGACCUGGAGAAGCAGCUGGCGGCCAUGAGGAAGAAGGCGGCGGAGGCGCUUCCAGGCAGCAGCUGGAGCCCCUUCGAGAUCAACCCCAACCUCCCCCCGGAGAGGGCCGACAUCGUGAUCGUCGGUGGCGGCGUGGUGGGCUGGUCCAUCGCCUACUGGCUGAAGCAGAAGGAGAGGGUCCGAGGAGGGGUCCGGGUGGUCGUGGUGGAGAAGGACCCAACGUACUCCCAGGCCUCCACAGUGCUCUCUGCCGGGGGGAUCCGACAGCAGUUCUCCCUGCCCGAGAACAUCCACCUAUCCCUGGCCUCCGCAGACUUCAUGAGGAACAUCAAUGAACACCUCGGCGUGAUGAACGAAGACCCCGUGGACCUGCAGUUCAAUCACUCAGGGUACCUCUUCCUGGCCAGCGAGAUGGCGGCUCACAUCAUGGAGGAGAACUACAGCACCCAGAGGUCUGCCGGAGCCAAAGUUUCACUUCUCUCUCCCACACAACUGAAGGAGAAGUUUCCGUGGAUAAACACAGAUGGUGUGGCACUUGCUUCAUAUGGGCUGGAGAACGAGGGCUGGUUUGACCCCUGGACUCUGCUGAACGCCUUCAGAAAGAAGGCCAUCUCCAUGGGAGUGAUCCAGUGCUGUGGAGAAGUGACAGAUUUCACAUAUACAGUAAAUGUGAGGACAACUCCAGAGGGUGAAAUGCUGGAUUUGAAGAGAAUAAAAUCUGUCAAAGUGCAGAUGCCGAACAGCCUGGAGUACCAGCCGGUGGAAUGUGCCAUUGUGGUGAAUGCAGCAGGAGCCUUUUCUACUAAACUGGCACAGAUCAUGGGAAUUGGCUUCGGCCCUAAAGGCGGCAUUGCUGAAAUGCCUCUGCCCGUCGAGCCUCGGAAAAGGUUUGUGUAUGUGGUCCACUCUCCUGAUGGCCCAGGUCUGGACACCCCCUUCCUGGUCGAUUACUCCGGGGUCUACUUCAGGAGAGAGGGGCUAGGAGGGAACUACAUCGCUGGUGCGUCACCGGAUGAGGCGGAGGAGCCGGAUAUCAGUAAUCUGGAGGUGGAUCAUAGUUUUUUUGAGGAGAAGAUUUGGCCGUCUUUGGCUCAUCGUGUUCCUGCUUUUGAGAAGCUCAAGGUGACCAGCGCGUGGGCAGGUUUCUAUGACUACAACACCUUGGACCAGAACGGCAUCAUCGGUAUUCACCCUCUGGUCAACAACAUGUACUUCGCCACCGGCUUCAGCGGCCACGGCCUGCAGCACUCCCCCGCCGUGGGUCGGGCCGUGGCAGAGCUGAUCCUGGACGGACACUUUAAAACGCUGGACCUGAGUGCAUUCAACUUCAGACGGAUUCUGGCCCGGGAGCCGAUGCUGGAGAGGAACAUCGUGUAGAGGACGUGGAACAAACCGUGCGCUCUGCGACAGACGAUCACAACCUUGGUUUUAUUUUCAUACAUGUGAACAUUUUUCCUGUUUGUACCGAAUGAAUCACUGAAAUCUGGGAUCUGAUAGCAGCAGUUGUUUCAGCUUCAGGUUUUUACUAUCGAGUUGCUUUUGCUUCUCAUCCAUACAUUCAUUUUAUUUUUAUCCGUGUGUCCUGACUUUGAUGCCUCAGUGUUCCCAGAUCUCAUCCACCACUUAAAUGAUCUCAGCGUUAUCUUCAGCAACAAGAUGAUUCGUUAUCUCUCUAGAACAAGUACCUCGUAGAUCAUCUCUCAGAGAAAAGAUCUCAGUGAUGUUAGCUUUCCAAGAAUGACAUCAUUAUUCUAAAGUUCAUAUCAUCGAUCAUGUUACGUUUGAGACCACGAGGCCUUUUCUGGAUUUCUUGAGUCGUCCUCCGAGGGGACCGUGUGAACUCAGUUGCAAAGUGGAGGAAGAAAUUUUCUGAAGAAAACCUUGAGGAACAACUACAGAAUAAAAGAACAGAAAGUCGUGAGGAGAAAAAACUGUAGAAACGACCAAAAUCCUGACUUCUGCAGUUCAGAUUUCCUCUGAACCUCGGAGUGCGGAGCCUUUGUGCAAUACGUACGCAGUCUUUACAUGUUAAAACUUAUCAGAUGACUUCACAUGUGCACUACACAUAAUGUUUAUUGUUUCUUCAUAUGAUGCAAUUCUGAGCAAAAGCUUUACAAUACUCCUUCAUGUACUGUAAUGAUUUAUAUUAUAGUAUUUUUGUUACAUUCUGGUACAUUUUAUAGUCAAAUGUACAUCGUGCAGUGUACAUAGAGUACGCCAUGUAAUAUUUUAUCAAUUAGUAAUAGGUUGAUAAUAAGGGUAUAUUCUUAUGCACCUCAUCAUGGAUCUCAUGGAUAAUUAUAAAUGUUAAUAUUGAAUUUUACCACGAUCACUGACUAACGUUUGCAUAUGGAAUAUUUGACUCAUUUGGAUAUGUGGUUUAAAUUCUGGGUUCUUACAAAAUUAGACCAAAGAGUAUUUAGAUCAUUAGAUUGUAACUUUGUUUAACGGAUACUGAUCCAUCUCGACUCGUUCAGGCUUGAUCCAUUAUCCUCAGUGGCCUGAAUGAUCAGGUCUGAAGUUCUUGUCUCGAAUGUGUAGAUGCAGAAAUGACUAAUUGUCUUUGAGCAAAUUGAAUGUUGUGUUCUGAGAAGACGAUGCUUCAGUUAUUUAAUUUUACUUUUCGUCUGUGAAAACAAAAAUCACUCUGUGAGAUGCACAAAUAGAAAUGAUCUAUGAAGAACAUGAAGAAAGACCUUCAUGUUGUUUUUACACAGUAACAAGAAAACGACUUCAAUUCUCUGUUUUAGUUUAUAUAAACAUGUUUUUACAUGGGAUGGGUUAUUUAUCAUUGUAUUGCCAGGAAACUAAAAUAAGAUGUGACUGUGAUUUGAUUUUUUUUUUUGGUGUGGGUGGGUCCUCAAGGUCACGAUGU